AUGUGGAAAAGAUCAACGAUGUCAGCCAAGUAUACUUCGAUGUACAAUGCCGAAGAGGGCGAAGAGUUUCGUGAUCCGGAGAAUGUGUCUUUAGUCGACAAGAACGGGCUAGCAGAUGCUACUACGGUGACCAGCUCGUGUAAUGCCGAUGAAGAGGAGUUCAAUCAAAAUUUUAGGACUUGCUCUUGGCAACAUACUGCAGGGCUUAUGUUGUCAGAGUACAUCGUGUUGGCGAUUAUGUCCUUCCCAUGGUCUUACUCUGUGCUAGGGCUGGUCCCAGGUCUAAUUCUUACAGUGUUCGUGGCUGUCACUGUGCUGUAUACUGGGUUGAUUAUAACAGACUUUUGCGAAAGAUUCCCUCACUUGAGAAAUGUCUGUGAUAUUGGACAGUAUCUGCUGGGAGGAGGUAGAUGGGCUUGGUACGCCACUGCUUUUUGUUUCCUGGCGAACAAUACUUUAAUUCAAGGUCUGCAUGUUUUGGUUGGAGCCAAGUAUCUCAAUACUGUCACUAACCAUUCUAUCUGUUCUGUUGGAUUUACUGCAAUUGUAGCGGGUAUCUCAAUGAUCUUCUCGCUACCUAGAACGUUUUCCGCAAUGUCCUGGGUUGGUUACUUCUCUGCUGCUACUAUGUUCAUCGCUGUUGUGCUUGCAAUGGUCUUUGCAGGUGUACAGGGCCACCCUGACAAGUUCGAUGGUACUCCCGUGGUCUUCAGAGCUUUCCCAGCUGAGGGAACUUCGUUUGUGGAUGGUAUGAGUGCGUUCCUAAAUAUCGUGUACACUUUUGUGGGACAGAUUACUUACCCCCAAUUUAUCUCUGAGAUGAAGAACCCUCGUGAGUUCAAGAAAGUGCUAUGGAUCGUUACGACUUGUGAAGUUAUCAUCUUUGCCUUAGCUGGGUCUAUCAUGUACGUCUAUGUCGGUAACGCAUACAUGACUGGUCCUGCGUUUGGUUCUUUGAUCAGAAAAUACAAGAUCAUCUCCUUCUCAUUUGCCAUUCCAACUAUUAUCUUUGUUGGUGCACUAUACGCCAAUAUCUCUGCCAAGCUAGUAUACGAUCAGAUCUUCAAGAACACUCGUCACCGUUAUUCAUGGACCAGCACCAGCUGGAUUUUCUGGACUUUAGUGCUAUUUAUGACCUGGGUUAUGGCGUUUAUCAUCGCAGAAGUGAUUCCAUUCUUCUCCGAUUUGCUAUCCCUGAUGUCCUCAUUGUUCGACUGUUGGUUCGGAUUCGUAUUCUGGGGUCUCGCUUACAUUCGACUAAGAAAGGUGAAAUAUGGUGGUCAUUCGAACCUAACGAAAUGGGAGAAAUUAAACUACGGUAUUUCUUACUUUCUGAUAGCUACGGGUCUCUAUAUCCUAGGCCCCGGUCUCUAUGCCUCCGUGCAAAGUAUCAUCAAUAACUACAAGGCUGAUGCUUACGGGGGUGUUUUUAGCUGUGCUUCUAACGGAAUUUGA
Torulaspora delbrueckii is the source of this 1455-nucleotide messenger RNA. RefSeq lists its product as uncharacterized. The transcript has a single exon. Gene Ontology annotation, molecular function: amino acid transmembrane transporter activity. Gene Ontology annotation, cellular component: vacuolar membrane. The record is from RefSeq and is a predicted model, not a curated record. Gene Ontology annotation, biological process: amino acid transmembrane transport. The coding region runs from base 1 to 1455 and encodes 484 amino acids. NCBI's taxonomy places the organism in Eukaryota, Fungi, Ascomycota, Saccharomycetes, Saccharomycetales, Saccharomycetaceae.